AUCUGCAGACGCUGGAAAUCCAAUCAACACACACGAAACGUUGGAGGAACUCGCAGGCCAGGCAGCGUCUGUGGGGAAAAAACCACCGAGGACGAUUCGGACCGACACGCCGCCCGGCAGGCUGAGUUCCGCCAAGUGGGCAAGAAAUGACGAAACAACAAGCGCCGGCGAGUCGUCAUCAUCCGGCGCGGCGGCGGGGAAUGACGUAAAGGCAGGCGCCGGCAUGUGGUGAUAGUUAAUGGCGGCUGCGCCUUUCCUGGGGAAAUGAGCCAGUCGGGAUUCUACCCGCCGCCGGUCUUCCCUCCGCAGCAGCACCCUCCUGUGUGGGAUGGGGGAGCCCCGAGGUUCGGGCCACCCUGGGGUGCCGGGUACCGCCACUCGUCCUGGUUGGGCGCCGGCCAGUUUCAGGGUAACCUCGGCCAGUUUUGCCAGAAGUGGCCAAACCAGCAAGAUUCAGCCUACUGGCCCCUGAGCAACAACCAGUUUGACACCAGACAGCACCAGAAAAAGAAGAAGAGAAAGGAGCCAGUGUACACACACUACUGCGAUACCUGUGACCGAGGAUUCAAAAACCAGGAGAAAUACGGCGAGCACGUGUCACAGCAUGUGCAAUGCAAAGUUAAUGGUUGCAGUUUCAAUGCCCAUGAGAAGCUGGUUCAGAUUCAUUGGAGAAAUGCACAUGGGCCAGGGGCAAAAAGAAUUAAACUGGACACUCCAGAGGAAAUUGCCAAGUGGCGAGAGGAGAGAAAGAGGAACUUUCCAACUUUGGCAAAUGUAACAAGGAAGAAGAAAGCAAAUGAAGAAAAAGAAAAACGAGGGGAGGUGUUGCAAACACAGCAGUUUGGCAAAAUGAAGGGAGGAUGGAAAAGAUCUCAUAAUAGGACCCAGAAAAAAAUGUGUGGUAUGUUUAAAGACCGAAAUGGAGGUCGCUUCAAUGGAACACACUUCAGUGAACAGGAAGGACAAAUUACAAUGGAAGAGACUGGUUCCACACAAAAUGAUGGAACAAGCAGUAAAGAACUGGGGAACAAGGAGCAAAACACAGCUCGUGAAAAAGAUGUGGACCCCCUUGGCAUACUGGUACAGAAUGAUGCAGAGUCUGACAAGGAUGAGAGCCAAGCUGAUGGUCAGCGAGCGGAAAUUGUCGUUGUGCCAAGCCAGAUAACGUCAGGCCUGAGUGCACUGAUGGCCAAUUACAGCAGCUCAUCAGACAGUGGAAGUGACCAGGAGCCAGAAGAAAUACCGCUCCAGAAAAGUGUCAAAGCUGUGGAAGAAAGCAAGGUGUUACUGGGAUCUGUACCAAGGCGUACCGAUGACAAGGAGAUGAAAGGACGUGACAGCGGCGUUGUGGAUUCAAAGUUGUGCAGUUCUUUCAAACCCAAGGGUAGGAGUGGAGGAAGGGACCGUGGUGUGCGGGAAAAGCCAUCUUGGCCACAGAAGUUAUUACGUCGGCCAACUCUGCUUGAAAUGUUGCUGGCCAGAGACAUCCGCCAUGAAAGAAAUGUAAUCCUGCAGUGUGUUCGGUACAUUGCACAAAACAGGUUCUGGGGUCUUGAACCAAAAGUAAAUGGAGCAGGUGUGAGUCCAAGGUUGUCAAUAGCCUCACACGAAGGGACGCCAUGUCCAAACGGAACUGUAGAAUGUAACAUGGUGUCUGGACUUGAAGCACACACGCCUGAACAUGUGAUGCAUACUACGGAGAUUGCCAAUGCUGAAGGGAUGAGCCCAGGUCCUUUAUCACCUGGAAGCUCAAAGUUGCAUUCUACAGUAAAUCUACCUGAAGCACACGUAGUUACAGUACCUGCAGUGGAUGAUGAAAUUUGGGAGACCCUUGAAACCACAUGUGAGGAAAGAUGAUGAAGAAAAAUGCAAACAUUGAACAUGGCAACAGCAAAGACUUUUGGUGAUAUGCUGAAGGUGGCAGAUCGGCAUCGUUUCUUUAAUGUUUAAAAUGGAGCGAACAAUUUAUUUGUAAUAAAUGGAACUGCUUAAAUUCUUGUUAUAAAUGUUUCCAGACAUUGAGCUCUUAUUUGCUGAGUUUUAAAACUACGGCAUAUAAAUGCAAAGUGAGUAUUUACCAGUGA
Messenger RNA from Hypanus sabinus (Atlantic stingray), 2084 nucleotides. RefSeq names its product nuclear FMR1 interacting protein 1 (gene nufip1). The transcript has 10 exons. Gene Ontology annotation, cellular component: nucleus. Gene Ontology annotation, molecular function: RNA binding. Bases 265 to 1857 code for a protein of 530 amino acids. Lineage: Eukaryota; Metazoa; Chordata; Chondrichthyes; Myliobatiformes; Dasyatidae. Gene Ontology annotation, biological process: box C/D snoRNP assembly. The record is from RefSeq and is a predicted model, not a curated record.